GCUGAGCAGCAGGGGGCGCCGUCAGUCUGUCUGUGCUGCUCUGACUUCACUUUCACUUCAGAAGACAGAGAUCAGCAGCAGACUGAAGCUGGAGCUGAACUCACAUCUGGACGGAAUCUCAGUGAUAAACAUCUGAAAACAGGACCAUGGGUAAAAUACUCAGCAAGGAGGAAGAACUGGAGAGAUUUGUGAAGCAGUUCAACGAGGGUCCAAAUAUGAGAGUUGAUCAGAACAUUGUGAAGUUCUGCAGUCUUGAUUCAUCAGAGAACCUGAAACAACACUACGAGGGGAGGAAGAUGGAGACAGGUGACCACGCUGCAGACUGGCUCAAGAACCUGGCAGAGAAAAUGGCUGCCCUGAUGCCGGCUCCUGAACUGGCGGGCCUCGGAGCGCUGGCCAUCGCCAUCCUCAUCGAUGUUGUUUCCAAAAGUCCGCCAGAGAAGAGCACAGAGGACGCUCUGCGAUGUGUGUUUGCAGAGGAGAAGGCCUCCGAGGUCUGGGAUCAGAUCGAUGAGUGCCUGAAGAGGUGCACUGUGAACUUUAAGAACAAAGUCCAGCUGAGGACCGACAUCGAGCGGAUCGAGUACAAGCUGAGUGAAGCUCUCACCAAGCUGAAGAACUCCAUGGUGAGGGACGGACAGAUGACCUCUGAGGCUCUGAAGGCCUGGAUCAACGGGGCGGCCUUCCACAUCCAGAUGCUGAUCCACCUGGUGAGACUUGGAGGGAUUCCAGACUGCGAUCCUGUGGAGAGGCUCAUCUCGACUUACAAGAGAGACCUGGACCUGCUGUUAAAAAAACACAGGGAGAUGGUAGAAAAGAAGUGUAAAGAAAAGAUUUUUUCUCAUCCCAAGUACUACACUAUUCACUACCUGGUGGAUGAAGAUUCAAAGGAGCAUCGUUUGCCUGAGCUCAACAAUUAUAAGAAAUACUUUGAGGCUUACUACAGUCGCAGGUACAGCAGUCAGAAGAGAGAGAUUGAAUGUUACUUUAAUGAAGUAGGAGAGAACCUGCAGAGUCUGGUUCGUCAAAGCGGCUCCUUUAAUGUCCAAUGAGACAGAGGCUGUUGAGUCUGAAGAGAUGCAUCAUGUGAUCAAAAGUUGUGGACACUCAAACAUUUCCUCCAUAUGGGACAGUUGGACUUGUCUCAGUCUUGCAGGUGUUUUGACUCAGACUUGUCUCGGCUCUUGUGGAGUUUCCUCCUAAACAAACAGAAGUUCUGCUCACAGUUGGUGUUCUUGUGUGAAUCACUGAGCUCUAAUAAACACAAUGAAUUCUACAUUAAACACGUGUUACACUGAGUUUUCUGAAAAGUUUGAAACAUGCAUUGCUCACUGCUUCAAAGUCAAAGUUACACUGAGCGUAGAGACGGAGUCAAAAACUGUCAGUGUCUUUAAGUACUGGAUCACAGGAUCCCAAGUGGAGUAACAACAGCUGAGCAGCAGGGGGCGCUGUCAGUCUGUUUCUGUUUGAGUUUCCUUUCAGUUUUGACUCCGUGAAGCAGCAGAUCAGCAGCAGACUGAAGCUGGAGCUGAACUCACGUCUGGACGGAAUCUCAGUGGUAAACAUCUGAGCCUGAAAACAGGACUAUGGGUAAUACCAUCAGCGAGGAGGAACAACUGAAAAGCUUUGUGGAGCAAGUCAGCGAUGGUCCAGAUCUGGGAGUUGAUCAGAAAAUUGUGAAGUUCUGCAGUCCUGAUUCGUCAGAGAACCUGAAACGAUACUAUGAGAAGAGGAAAAUGGAGACAGGCAACUUUGGUCAAGAUGCAGUCAAGAAAUUAUCAGAGAUGUUUGUCGGCUUGACCUUCGCCCCUGAACUGGCGGGCCUCGGAGCACUGGCCAUUGCCGUCCUGAUCGACCUAAUUUUUCUGAGUCCGUCUAAGGAUAGCACAAAGGAAGCUCUGCGAUGUGUGUUUGCAGAGGAGAAGGCCUCCGAGGUCUGGGAUCAGAUCGAUGAGUGUCUGAAGAGGUGCACCAUGAACAUUAAGAACAAAGUCCAGCUGAGGACCGACAUCGAGCGGAUCGAGUACAAGCUGAGUGAAGCUCUCACCAAGCUGAAGAACUCCAUGGUGAGGGACGGACAGAUGACCUCUGAGGCUCUGAAGGCCUGGAUCAACGGGGCGGCCUUCCACAUCCAGAUGCUGAUCCACCUGGUGAGACUUGGAGGGAUUCCAGACUGCGAUCCUGUGGAGAGACUCAUCUCAACUUACAAGAGAGACCUGGACCCGCUGUUCAGAAAACACAAGGAAAUGAUAUAUAACAAGUGCAGUGGAGAUAUUAUCAGUAUGCAUGAUGAGGAUGGUAUAGUAAUGCUGGUGGGUGAAGAUUCACGGUCUUAUACUAUUAAUGAUGACAUCGGCUAUGACAGAUAUUAUGACGUUUAUUACGAUCACAGGUACGGCAGGCAGAAGUCUAUGGUUCAGCGGUACUUCAAUGACGUAAGAGAGAACCUGCACAGUCUGGUUCAUCAGAGAGGCUCCUUUAGUGUCUACUGAGACUCAGGCGGUGAAAUCUGAAGAGAUUCACCAAAAGUAUGCAAAUGUUUUGACCUGUUUGACUCAGACUUAACUGCAUGUCAUAGAUUUGUGAUUUGGACUCGUCACGACUGAUUGUGGAUUGUGGAUGUUUGGACUCAGACUUGUCUCGGCCUUGGAGGUCUUUCGACUCAGACCUGCUUCAGUAUCGUGGGGCUAUUAACUUUUUGGACUCAGACAGGACUUGUCAUGAUCUCAAGAGUGUUUCGACUCAAAUUCAUCAGUCAAACAUAUCUCAUUGUAACUCGGACUUGGGUGUUUUGACUCAAAAUGGUCUCAGUUUUCAGGUCUUUUUGAUGAAUAAAAGCUUAAGUUCAAACACUAA
Messenger RNA from Lates calcarifer (barramundi perch), 2856 nucleotides. RefSeq lists its product as uncharacterized. NCBI's taxonomy places the organism in Eukaryota, Metazoa, Chordata, Actinopteri, Centropomidae. The record is from RefSeq and is a predicted model, not a curated record. The transcript has 3 exons. Bases 147 to 1052 code for a protein of 301 amino acids.